This is a messenger RNA of Onychomys torridus (southern grasshopper mouse), 843 nucleotides long. Its product is annotated as transmembrane protein FAM155A-like. The transcript is spliced from 3 exons. The record is from RefSeq and is a predicted model, not a curated record. Gene Ontology annotation, biological process: calcium ion import across plasma membrane. Gene Ontology annotation, cellular component: plasma membrane. Bases 149 to 529 code for a protein of 126 amino acids. Gene Ontology annotation, molecular function: stretch-activated, monoatomic cation-selective, calcium channel activity. NCBI's taxonomy places the organism in Eukaryota, Metazoa, Chordata, Mammalia, Rodentia, Cricetidae.
UCUUCUCUCCUUGCUUUUCAGAUUGUCUACAAAGCCUGGCUCUGCUCCCAGUAUUUUGAAGUCACACAGUUUAACUGCAGAAAGACAAUCCCGUGCAAGCAAUAUUGUUUGGAGGUGCAGACCAGGUGUCCGUUCAUAUUGCCCGACAAUGACGAAGUCAUCUAUGGAGGCCUCUCCAGCUUCAUCUGCACAGGCGAAGGUGAAGUUUACCUUUGAAUGCCUAAGAAGAAAUGACUAUUGGCUCUACGAAACCUUCCUAACCAAUGAUGAACCCGAAUGCUGUGACAUCAGGAGCGAGGAGCAAUCCGCAUCCCCACCCAAAGGGACCGUGGACAGAAGAGACUCCUGUACCAGGAAGUCGCUCACAGUGUCCUCGGCCACGAGACUGUGCCCCGCCAGGCUGAAGCUGUGUGUACUCGUCCUCAUCCUCCUUCACACAGUGCUCACGGCCUCCGCGGCGCAGAACUCCACCGGGCUGGGCCUGGGCGGCCUCCCCACGCUCGAGGACAACUCCACCCGGGAGGACUGAGCUCCGCAGCCGGGCGCGUGCGCAUGGGCGCAGGGCUGGGCAGGUGCACGCUCCUGCGCGCAGAGCAUUGGCGACCCACCCGGGAUGCGCACCUGCUGCUGCCCGGGGAACUGAAACCCACCCGGGUGCUUUACCCUCGGACUUCCCACAAGACCUGUGGGUAACAUUCAACAAGAUGGGCCCGAUUCCCAAGGACACAGCCGCAGCUUUUUACCGACUUAGAGGCUGCAAGCGACUCACUUUCUCACACCAUUUUAUACACUGUGUUUUAACGUUUGGAGGGUUUUUGGUGUUGGUGUUGGUGUUGGUGUUUU